AUGGCAACCAUCACCAAGGUCCAACUGGGACAGUUGGAACUACAAGGGAAGCUGGAGACUCUCAACUUCUCAGCUCUAUCGUCGCUCCGUGUUCUCAACCUCAGUGACAAUAAUUUCCAUGGACCCAUCUCUGAAGCCAUUUCAGCUCUCUCUAAGCUCAACAUCCUUUAUUUCUCUACUAACAGUCUCACAGGUAUCAUCCAUUCAAAGGUUGGCAAUUUAACUAGGCUCAUGACCCUGAUGCUCUUUGAGAAUCAAAUAAGUGGCUCCAUACCUCCUUCUUCUGAAAAGCUUAUGAACUUGAAUUUAGUAGACAUAUUUAUGAAUUUCUUAGUCAGUUCCAUCCCUCUAGUUUUUGGAAACAUGACCAAACUCAAUUUUUUAUAUUUAUGGAGAAAUAACCUCACUGGCUCCAUCCCUCAUGAAAUUGGCAAUAUGGUGAAUCUCAAGGAAUUAGAUAUCUCAGGUAACAAUAUAAUAGGUUCCAUUCCUUCUAAUAUAGUAAAACUGACCGAACUCAAAUACCUUUCCCUUUUUGUGAACCAAUUGUAUGGUUCUAUUCCUAGUGAAAUUGGAAAUCUAGUGAACUUGAAAGAUUUUGAGAUAUCUACCAACCAAAUAACUGGUCCCAUCCCACAAAGUAUUGGAAACCUAGCUAUGCUUGAAAUUUACUACCUAGAUAACAAUAAUGUAAAUGGUGCCAUUCUUAUCAAGGGUGGGAAUCUAGUAAACUUGAGAGAUUUUGAUUUAUCUGACAACCAAAUAACUGGUCCCAUCCCACAUAACAUUGCAAACUUGUCCAAGCUCAAAACAUUUUACCUAAAUAACAAUAACAUAAAUGGCCCCAUUCCUAGUGAAAUUGGGAAUCUAGUGAACAUGAGAACUUUUGUAAUAUCUUCCAACCAAAUAACUGGUUCUAUCCCACAUGACAUUGGAAACUUGAGCAAACAUGAGACUUUUGGCUUGAAUCAAAAUAACAUAAAUGGCUUCAUUCCUCCUUCUCUUGGAAGUUUGAAAAGUAUUACUAAGCUAACUUUAGCUUACAAUCAUCUCUCUGGCUUAUUGCCCACUGAAAUGGCAAACCUCGCAAGUUUGAAUUAUCUUGACUUAUUCAGCAACAAUCUUUUUGGUAAUCUACCACCAGAUUUGGCAAAAGGAAGUAUGCUUCUGUAUCUUGCUUUGGGAUACAAUAAUUUCCAAGGUCCUAUUCCAAUAAGUGUGAAAAAUUCAACAAAAUUAGUCAGGGUUCGGCUUAAAAGAAACCAAUUCACUGGAGAUAUCUCUCAAAGCUUUGGUAUUCAUCCACAUUUGGGCUAUAUUGAUCUAAGCUUUCACAGAUUGUAUGGCACUUUAUCACCAUCUCGGGGAUCAUGCCUUAACAUAACAAGCCUUAAAAUAUUAUACAAUAGAAUUAGCGGAAAAAUACCAUUGGAAAUUGUUCAAUUGCCAAAGUUGCAUCAACUUGACAUCCCUUCCAAUAAUUUGGCAGGAAAGAUCCCAAAGGAACUUGGAAAAUUAUCUUAUUUAUAUCUCUUGAACAUGAGCAACAAUCAUCUUUCUAGAAUCAUACCACCAGAAAUUGGGGAUCUAUCUUCAUUAGAAGCUCUAGAUCUAUCAAGCAACAAUUUGAGUGGAAAAAUACCAAUGCAAUUGCAAAAUUGCACUAAAUUGAACUCACUCAAGUUGAGAAGUAAUGAACUAAGUGGAGAUAUCCUUUCUCAACUUGGCAAUUUGAACAUGCAUGAAGUUUUAGAUCUGAGUGAUAAUUUAUUCACAGGAGAAAUACCACCCCAACUUAGCAAGCUAAUGGACUUGCAAGAGUUGAAUCUAUCACAUAAUGAGUUGGUUGGUCACAUUCCAAAUUCUUUUCAAUUCAUGAUAGGCUUGACAUUGUUGGAUUUAUCAUAA
This is a messenger RNA of Dioscorea cayenensis subsp. rotundata (Guinea yam), 1908 nucleotides long. RefSeq names its product probable leucine-rich repeat receptor-like protein kinase At1g35710. The transcript is spliced from 2 exons. Bases 1 to 1908 code for a protein of 635 amino acids. Gene Ontology annotation, cellular component: plasma membrane. The record is from RefSeq and is a predicted model, not a curated record. Gene Ontology annotation, biological process: hormone-mediated signaling pathway. Gene Ontology annotation, molecular function: protein binding. NCBI's taxonomy places the organism in Eukaryota, Viridiplantae, Streptophyta, Magnoliopsida, Dioscoreales, Dioscoreaceae.